Sabethes cyaneus is the source of this 3210-nucleotide messenger RNA. RefSeq names its product neuropeptide CCHamide-1 receptor-like. The transcript has 9 exons. Gene Ontology annotation, biological process: G protein-coupled receptor signaling pathway. Bases 838 to 2250 code for a protein of 470 amino acids. Gene Ontology annotation, cellular component: membrane. Gene Ontology annotation, molecular function: G protein-coupled peptide receptor activity. Lineage: Eukaryota; Metazoa; Arthropoda; Insecta; Diptera; Culicidae. The record is from RefSeq and is a predicted model, not a curated record.
UUUAAGUUUGCACGUGGCUUCGUAUCCCCGCGAAAUGAUUUAGAUUGAUAAUAUAGUUGCAAUUUAAAGAUCAGAAUGUGAAUUUACGACGCACCUCAACCUACAUCGGUGGACCGCAGAUGGCAACGUGCGAGUGAAGUUAAACGGCAACGGCCGAUGAUUCAAGCACAUUGCUUCUAAUUGAAAAGAUCAACAAAUUGAAUCAAACGUCAGAACGAAAAGAAAUCAAAGCAUAAGUGAUACGUGAGAACUGCUGUCAGCUGGUUUGAUAGAUGCAAAUUCGUGGGGUAGCAAUGUCUAAAGCAUAGUGAUGAUUGGAAUGAGUGGUUUUAUCGCUUUGCUGGAAAAAUAAGCAAUUUCUUCGCUUUAAUGUUUACAUUGUAGGAUCAGUCAUUGUUUAUACUGGGAGCUGUGAAGAGUUGUGGUAGAGUAGAGAUGUACGCUAAAGCGGUUUAGCGGAAAGUUCCUCCUGACAUAACCUUUCAUGUUCAAUAAGAGUGCUGAGUGAUUUAAAAGAAAAAACAUUUACCUACACAGUAUUUUAUAUUUCAUCAAAAAAAAGUCUGUUGGCUUGAAGAAAUUUUUAGAAAUUAUAAAAGAUGUAAUAGGGAAAUUGCCAUAUAUAGGAUUCAACUCAGUUCGACAACAAUGCCGUCUAUCAUUACUGUCGCAGCUCGCUUGUAAAUAAAAGGUGUCCAUACCCGCAGCUAGAUUCGUUUGAAAACGAUUUAGCACUGUAAAGUAAACACCACAUCCCAAACGUCGUACAUAGUUUUAAACGAUUAGCUGUGAUAUAUUUUGGCAGCUUGGCACGGUCAGCCGAAAUUCAAGUUCAUUAUGUUCGACCCGGGGGGCGAUAAACGGCUCGGCACAAGUUCUUCAAUGCUAACCGUCACCAGCAGCACCGGUAACAACGCCAGCACCGAGCAAGUCUACGGCAGCGUAAUGUUCCAGGAAUCACCGGAUGCUCACCAGAUCCAAACUGUGGAAAACGAGUUUGCCUUAUUGCAAUCAUUGUUCACCAACUACACACACGAACUGGUGAACGUGUCAUCGACCACGGAAGUCCCCUACACCCCUUACGAACGUCGGCCGGAAACGUACAUCGUUCCGAUCCUGUUUGCACUUAUCUUCGUCGUCGGAGUGCUGGGCAACGGGACGCUUAUCGUCGUUUUUCUGCGACAUCGGGCCAUGCGGAACGUGCCAAACACCUAUAUAUUAUCGUUAGCGUUGGCAGACCUGCUGCUCAUCGUGACUACGGUGCCGUUUACGUCAAUUCUCUACACGCUGGAUUCGUGGCCCUGGGGCAGCCUACUCUGUACUUCAUCCGAGUUCAUCAAAGACGUCUCGAUCGGGGUGUCAGUGUUCACACUCACGGCGCUGUCCGGAGACCGAUUUUUCGCCAUCGUUGAUCCUCUGCGGAAAUUUCACGCCCAUGGUGGCGGCCGAAAGGCGACGAGGAUGACCAUCACCAUCGCAGUGCUAAUAUGGAUACUGGCAAUUGUGUUUGCCCUGCCAGCCAUAGUCGGGACGCACAUCCGGACCGAGAAAGUGAACAAGGACGUCAGUAUCGACUUUUGCUACCCAUUUCCGGGCGAAUGGGGUGUAGAGUAUGCCCGCGGUAUCGUACUGUGUAAGUUCCUGGCCUACUAUGCCGUGCCGCUGUGCAUUAUAGCACUGUUUUACGUCCUGAUAGCACGGCAUUUGAUCCACAGUGCGAAGCAUGUGCCGGGCGAGACGCAAGGAACUGUGCGACAGGUUAAAGCGAGACGGAAAGUUGCCGUUACCGUGCUGGCAUUCGUCGUGAUAUUCGGGAUCUGCUUCCUGCCGUCGCAUCUCUUCAUGCUGUGGUUCUAUUACAAUCCCAAUUCCCAGGAAGAAUAUAAUCACUUUUGGCACGUGCUGCGCAUUGUAGGAUUCUGUCUGUCAUUCGCCAACAGCUGUGCCAAUCCCGUUGCACUGUACUGCGUGAGCGGUGCUUUCCGGAAGCAUUUCAAUAGAUACCUGUUGUGCGACGGAUCAUCAAGUGGUCGCCGGCGCCGUGGUGACAAUCUUGGUCACCGGGAUACUUCACUUACCAGCACAAUGUCAAGGCGAUACCCCAGCAAACGGAUAGGAACACAAUCGAUGCGAAUUAACAUACAAGAAACGACCAUAAUAAUGCUUCCAAACGGUAACAACAACAACAAUAACAGCGGUAACCAUCUAAGCGUUCAUCUGCCGGAUCAAGAUAGGACCGGGUCAACGUAAUACAAUACCAUCUUCACUGACACAAUCAUGAAAAAAAUGCUGGGUGAAGACCAAAGGACCGUUUAAGUACUCCUUGUCUUCACUGUGCUUUUAUUGUUUGAAAGCGAAUAUUACCCUAUUCGAACGUUUAUAGCAGCAUAUAUAAUAUUACAGGCACUUUUGGCCCUUGCAGGCGAAAACCCCAUCAAUCUUUAAAACAGGAUCUGUCACGUGCACAAAUUUUAUUGGGUUGGGACAAGUUAGCUUUCAACCUGGUUGGCCGGUGGAAAGCGAUUCAAAUCAGAUUUUACCCUUGUAUGGAAAUUAAGCGACAGAAGAAAAGUCAGUGAAGAUGGAAGGGAACAACACAACACUCCAACACACACACACAUUGUUGUACUUGUGGUGUACUUUGUCCAGAACUUUUGUGCAGCAAUUAACUGCACCGUUACACAAAUCCACAGACUAAUUGUUCGGCUCUGUUCAGCUCGGAAAAGCAUUUUGCUAUCUCAAGCGCAGCUUUCCUGAUGAAGAAGAAUCAACACAAAAAGCCCAUGCACCAUAAAAAGCACAACAGAGAUAAGGGAAAAUAAUUGGGUCUAAUUAUGCUUUGGUGCACUACACAGCCCAAAAGGACAUCCUUUAAAUUGUUGAAUUCACCAUAUAGAUGUAAAGAAAAGAAAAAAACGCAGCACGCUUCUUGUCACAAAACACAGACCAACACAUUUAGGGUUAUGGACUACAAACGAGCGAGAUUUAGCAGAGUGGAAAACCAGUCGGAAUAGUUUCUUCCCGUCUUUGAGAAUCCUUACGCCAACGUGCACGCCAACGUUGGCAGGUUUGGCAGCUGAUGGUAUAGGUACAUGCAUGUUAGAAUAACAGGGGAAAUGGUUUUUUGAAACUAAAAGAAAAGUACAACUCAUUGGUUAUCUUAAAAAAUUCUCUGUACGGAAUUUCAGCUUAAACGAACACAUUUUUGUG